Messenger RNA from Macrosteles quadrilineatus (aster leafhopper), 1155 nucleotides. RefSeq names its product 26S proteasome non-ATPase regulatory subunit 1-like. Gene Ontology annotation, biological process: proteasome-mediated ubiquitin-dependent protein catabolic process. Lineage: Eukaryota; Metazoa; Arthropoda; Insecta; Hemiptera; Cicadellidae. The coding region runs from base 1 to 1029 and encodes 342 amino acids. The transcript has 9 exons. The record is from RefSeq and is a predicted model, not a curated record. Gene Ontology annotation, cellular component: proteasome regulatory particle, base subcomplex; nucleus; proteasome storage granule.
AUGGGGAAAAGAAACCCUGAGCAAUGUCCGAGUGUUGUGUCACUAUUGGCUGAGAGUUACAACCCCCAUGUGAGGUACGGAGCAGCUAUGGCACUGGGGAUAGCCUGCGCCGGCACUGGUCUUAAGGAAGCCAUCGCUCUGCUGGAUCCGAUGACCAAUGAUCCUGUUAAUUUUGUACGUCAGGGAGCUCUGAUCGCCUCCGCUAUGAUCCUCAUUCAACACACAGAGCAAACAUGCCCCAAGGUGAAGGACUUCCGUGCACUAUACGCUAAAGUGAUUGUAGACAAACAUGAAGAUGUGAUGGCCAAAUUUGGAGCUAUACUCGCCCAGGGAAUUAUUGACGCUGGUGGUCGCAACGUAACUCUCACCCUCCAGUCUCGCACAGGCCACACCAACAUGUUGGCUGUGGUAGGUGUGCUGGUCGCCACUCAGUACUGGUACUGGUUCCCCCUGGCUCACUGUCUGGCUCUAGCUUUCACUCCAACCUGUCUCAUCACUCUCAACUCUCAACUCAAGAUGCCCAAGCUGGAGGUUCGUAGCAACGCCCGUCCCUCUGUGUACGCAUACCCUCCACCCCUGGAGGAGAAGCGGCGCGAGGAGAGAGAGAAAGUGACCACCGCAGUACUCAGCAUCGCCGCCCGGGCCAGGCGCCGCGGCACAUCCAAGGCUUCAGCCGACAGCGUACCAGACAAGAUGGAAGUGGAUGAAGUAAAGGAAGAAGAGAAGGAAAAGGAAAAGAAGGAGAAGGAGGAAAAAGAGAAAAAAGAAGAGAAGAAACCAGAGCCGAACUUUGAGAUCCUCCACAACCCAGCACGAGUGAUGAAAGCUCAGUUAAAGGUGAUCUCCCUGGUGGAAGGAAGCCCUUACCAACCUCUCAAAGACGUCACCAUUGGAGGCAUCGUGAUGGUCAGACAUACUAAAGGUGGCAGUGAGGAACAGCUUGUCGAGCCUGUGGCAGCCUUUGGACCGAAACCAGAUGAAGAGAAGGAGCCUGAGCCCCCAGAACCAUUUGAAUAUUCUGAAGAUUAAGAAGUCACAGCAUCACUGACUACUGAUCAAUGACACACACCCCUGCUUCUUAUGCUUAGAUCCCCACAAUUAAUUUUUGUAGUUUGUCACUAAUUUAAGUUAAAUAUAUCAAUGUCAUUCCGGCUA